AUGGGAUUAGACGAAACUAAUCUCCAUGUCCUAAUCGAAUCCGGAACUCCUGACGAAAGAGAGAAUGCCAAAAAGGUCUUGAGAUUGCUUGAUCGCGGAAAGCACUGGGUUCUCGUCACAUUGUUGCUGUCCAAUGUCAUUGUAAACGAAACCCUUCCUAUUGUUCUUCAUGAAGUUGCCGGAGGUGGACUUCAGGCCGUAGUUAUCUCUACUGCUUUGAUUGUCAUCUUUGGAGAAGUUAUUCCCCAGUCAAUCUGUGUUCGUUAUGGUCUUGCUAUUGGAGCAAAGACUGCAUGGAUGGUUCUUGUACUCAUGUACAUCAUGUUCCCCAUUGCUUACCCUACUGCAAGACUUCUUGACUAUGUUCUUGGAGAGUCUCAUGGAACUGUGUACAAGAAGGCUGGUCUUAAAUCCCUUGUUUCUCUUCAUCAAGCCGUCAACCCAUCAGAUGUUGAUGCUUUGACUUCGGACGAAGUACUUAUUAUCGGUGCUGUUCUUGACUUGCGUUCAAAACCAGUCUCUCAGAUCAUGACUCCUCUCGAAAACGCCUUUACACUGUCGACUGAAGAUAUCUUGGACGAGAAAGUAGUCGAUGAGAUUCUUUCUGCUGGUUACUCUCGCAUUCCUAUCCAUACACCUGAAAACAAGAUUAACUUUGUUGGUAUGCUUUUGACCAAGAGACUGAUUACAUAUGAUCCCGAAGACGCCUUGCCUGUUAAGGAUCUUCCUAUCAGCACAUUGCCCGAAACUGGACCUGAAACUAGCUGUCUUGAUAUUCUCAACUUUUUCCAGGAAGGAAAGAGCCACAUGGCAUUGGUAUCUAGUGAUCCUGGAGGACAAUCUGGUGCUCUUGGUGUCAUUACUCUUGAAGACGUUAUCGAAGAACUUAUUGGAGAGGUAAAGAUAAAGAUAAAGAUAAAGAUAAAUAUGAAUAAAUAG
Molecule: messenger RNA, 939 nt
Organism: Phycomyces blakesleeanus NRRL 1555(-)
Lineage: Eukaryota; Fungi; Mucoromycota; Mucoromycetes; Mucorales; Phycomycetaceae
Exons: 7
Coding region: 1-939 (312 amino acids)
Biological process (GO): magnesium ion homeostasis
Cellular component (GO): intracellular membrane-bounded organelle
Source: RefSeq, a predicted model, not a curated record